Molecule: messenger RNA, 3547 nt
Organism: Bicyclus anynana (squinting bush brown)
Lineage: Eukaryota; Metazoa; Arthropoda; Insecta; Lepidoptera; Nymphalidae
Gene: ppk23
Product: sodium channel protein Nach
Exons: 11
Coding region: 450-2105 (551 amino acids)
Biological process (GO): sodium ion transmembrane transport
Cellular component (GO): membrane
Molecular function (GO): ligand-gated sodium channel activity
Source: RefSeq, a predicted model, not a curated record
UAUUUUUAAGGGUUUAAAGUGCUUUAAUAUAGGACCCUACACUACGCGUGUCAAGAGGCAAGUGACAGGCGUGUUUUUAAAUUACAGUGUGUGGUUAUCAGUGAGUGGUUAUUCAUCAAAUGUUGCGUUUGCGAUAUCAACUUACUACUAAGUAUAUUCUAAUCUAAACCGUCUUUCCGAAGUAGAAGUGGAAUAACUAUUUAUUACAAGUACCUACCUAUUACACACAGAUACUUGUGUAAGAACGGUUACAAAAAGAUUUCAGGUGUUAUUUCGUAUAUGACAAUUAUGUGGUCGAUAUCUGAUUCUAAUCUAUAAAACUUUGCGUGAUACAAUGGAUAUCGACCGUACUAACUAUUAGCUAGUAGCUAACCCAGUCAACAGUAUACCAUUCUGACAUUAAUGAUGUAGAACUCGUAUCAACAUAACAUAACCAAGAGAUACCUAUAAUGAGAGUGCAUCCCCAAGGCCUGCCCAAAUAUGGCCCAGGCUUCAGAAAUCGGAAGAGUUGGAUUCCGGAAAACCCAAAGCCAAAAGACAAAUCUCUUGACGAUGGAGCGAUAUCGUUAUUUGCGACCAGUUUGCGACAUCAAACAACUGAAUUUUUUAACAAUUCCACUUUGCAUGGCGUGCGAUACAUCGCGGAAAAAGAACGUCCUUUUUGUGAGAAGUUUAUGUGGUUCAGUUUUGUGGCCAUCGGGGCUGUUGCUACGUGUAUUAUUAUUGUAAGUUUGUGGGAGAAGUUUCAGACUAAUCCGACGAUUACAGGCUUGGAUACAGAUUUUCAUAACUGGGACGUUCCUUUUCCUGCUGUAACCUUAUGUGAUCAUAAUCCAGUGGAUGACGAGUUGCUUCAUGAAUACAUUAACAAAACAUGGGGAUCCAAUCAACCGUCUAAGGCAGCAGAUAUGCUGCGGUGGUUGGCGAACCUCAGUUAUGAAUCAAUUGCUAGACGAGCUUCGGAAUUCGCAAGUGACCAUGAUAUAAUGGCACACAGCCAGGUGGAGGUUUUAGUGAAGCCGAAAGAAGCAGUUUUCAGCAUUGUACGACACUGUGAAACAUCGUUCUACGACUGUGAAUGGAAAGGAGAUCCCGAGGAGUGUUGCGCUUUGCUGGUGCCGGUGUUCACUGAGAUGGGAUUUUGUUACGGUUUCAAUUCGCGACAUGCUGAACGUUCGUGGCCUUGGCAAGCCCAAACCGAUCUCUUUACGGAAGCGUUCAUUCACGAAACCGACGCGAAGUGGUCCUUCAUGUACAAUUCGUUCCGCAAUUAUACAACUAUUGAUGUGUACAUACAUUCUACGGAAGAAAUGGCGGGUUUAGAACAGAAUGCUCAGCUCUCUUGGGAUGGUCGAGUGGAAAAAGUUUCCUUCUCCGUCAAACACACGUAUACGACGGAGGAUGCGCGCCAACUCUCCAUUCGCCAGCGACGCUGCAUCUUCGCUGAUGAACAGAAACUGGAAACAUCUAAGAUUUACACUUACACGGCGUGCAUGCGACAGUGUCGGAUGCGGCGGUGUCGGUCUUUUUGCAAAUGUGUACCACAUUUUUAUCCUCUCAUAAAAGGCUACAAGCAUUGUACGGUGCAGGAACUCGAAUGUAUAGCCAAGCAUGUGGCGGCCAUUACAGACGUGAGUGGCUGCGCGUGUGAAUUAGGAUGUUCCCAUACCGUGUAUGAGGUUGAAAAACUGACUGACAUCGAUACCAACAAGGCACCCACACAGACCAAUUCCCUCGAGACAGAAUUCGUUUCUUGGCCCAUGGUGAGGUACAAACGCGAAGUGCUUUUUGGUUGGGUCGACCUUUUAGUAUCAUUCGGAGGCAUAGCGGGACUGUUCCUCGGGUUCUCGCUACUGUCGGGCGUGGAGCUGAUCUACUACUUCACGCUGCGCGCGUGCUGCGCGGUGGUGCGUGACGCUGACACGCUGCGGCGGGAGCGCGCCGAGCGGCGGGCGCGACCCAAGCCGCCGCACGACUUGAGCCUUGUGCCGUGGUGGAAGCAACCUCCGGUCCCAAUCGAGAAGCGUCCCAUAAAGGUGCAAGUGAAGGAUGCCCAGCCACCGCAGUAUUCGCCGCCCCCCGGCUAUCCGACUUUUUUGCCUUGAAAAUUAAAAUAUCGAUUGUACCUAUCAGCGGCGAAGAGUUCAUGCAAGCAGAUUCCCGCCGAGUUACCUUUAAAAUCAUGCAUAUUCAUUGUUGUGCUGUGUCUAAAUAUAUGAGAAACCGGAGUCUGUAUCACGCUAUAUGAAUUUCCUUUUCUUUGGGACUGCUUACCUUCAUGUAAAUUCCAUCCAUUGCCACUGGUACCUAUGUAGGUACAGUUGCAUUGAUGCGCACUUGUCAGUGAAUAAAAAAAUAGUAAAAAACUCUAAAAAGCGAAGAACUACUUUAAACCUACAUAGCUAUAAGUACAUAUGGCUUAUAACGGUUUAUUAAAAAAUAAUUUGAAAUUUGAGUUACGUGUCGUAUUUUAAGUGUUAUAAAAUUUUUGAAUGUAGGUAUCAAAUUAAGAAGCUAGAUAUAUUUUGUCAGUUAGGUUGAUAUUCAUUAAUGUCCGUAUUAUAAUUAGGUAGAUAAUGAUUACAAUAAACUUUAAAGAACAGCGCUAUUUUUUAUUUAUCUCUUUAAUUCAUCCUUUUAUUGUAUAAACAAAAUCAAAGAUAUUUCACAUAGUGGCAUAGUCAGAACAAAUGUGAUAACAUUAAAACACAUAUUCUUAAUUAAAGUUUUAUUUCAUAUUUUUUGGUCACAUCCAUCUAAAAAUGUCACAAUUUGUAAAGUUCCAAUCGAACUACAUUACCAUGACAAAACAGUCAACAGGUUCAAAAUAUUCGAGAAAUACAUCUAAACAUACAACAAGAGUCCAAAACGAUCACGAUAAUGCAGUUCAAUAAAUAACAAGAUUUUAUACACAUAUACCUAUCUCGGCUUUAAAUAUUCUAAAUGGAUAAUAUUUCUAUAGGUAUAUAUGCUUCAGUAACUUAAAGAUCGACGCAUUGGGAUCUUAGCUAAUUAAUAUUUGCAUAAAUAUUCUAAUCUUAUAAAAACAUCUUGUUAAUAACUGUUUUAAACACGAUUUCUUUCCUUCUUUAAGUCAAGUUAGUGCAGCGGCUGGGAGUUGAACCUAAGACCUGGGAUUUCUAUCCAUCUCAUAAGUCUUUUAGUUAAUUAAGGUUUUUGAUUGGUUAAUAAAUAACCCUUCUUGAAUGUCGGGUAAUAAAAAGCAACUAAGCAUAUUUCAGCCAAUAGAAAGAUUGAUUGCACAAGUUGCCCUAUUUGUGGGAACUGCAAAAUUUAAUUGACAAAUGUUAUAAUUAAGUAUCUAUAUUGUUAUUAAGUACCUAUUCAUGUUUAAGAAUAGCUUUUAAAAUCUAUAAACUUAGUAGGUAAUUGCCAUUUUUAAUAUUGCAGGUUUAAAUCUAAACUACUAGCUGAGGUUAUCUAAAUUAUUAAAUACAAUACAGUAGAUAUUAGUAGUUUGGUUUUAGUAAAAUUCAUUUUUGAUGUUAAAAAAACUUAAAAUGCUUACUCGUGCCACAGGAAAGUA